CGCGCGAGCGAACCAGACACGCGCGGCGUCAAAGUGCACAGAGAAGUACAGAGAAAUAAACAGAGAAAGACACACCGAGUGAGAGACACUGAGAGACAGAGAGCGAGGUGUGAUCAAACAAAAUAAGAGAAAGACCCAACAGCUGCUUAAGAAAAACACAGACUCUAUUCACAGCCCAGACUUUAACAGAUUGAGGCAGCUGGAAGAUACAUUUACGAGUGCUAAUAAAAGUAAAGUCUGUUAACUGUUGGCAAAUGUGCGAACAAUGGCAAAGAUGUGAAGUGUAAGCGGCAUAGCAGAGUCGAAGGAGAAACCCAGGAAGUAUUGCACAAGCUUGCCACCAGAGAGUGAAUUUAUUAUAAAACAAAAACACAACAACAAAAUGAAUGCCAGCGAUGAAUGGACGCUCGUGGAGCAGACGGAGCCUGCACCACAGGAGGUGGAGAUGGAGAUGGCAAUGGAGAAGAAUGGCAGCUCCAUGAGUCUGCGAACACACCCCACAGUGGCAGAGUAUUAUGGCAAUAUGACUGCGUUCCUUAGCCUGGCCAUUUUCAUAGCCAGCCUGCUGACCAUCCUCAACAUCUGCAUCUACUCGACCACUGUGUCGCGUCUGAGGCGCCACCUUAACAAGCCACUGCGUACGCCGUCCAUCCUGAUGGUCAGCCUGUAUCCGAUUAUCUCGCUGGCCGCACUGGCUACCAUACUGGUGCCGUACUCCUGGUUUAUUUGCCACACGGUGAUGCAUGUGAUGUUCAUGGUGGGCGGGCCCAUAUUCCGCACACUGCUCUUCCGCUACGUGGACUCCGAGCAGAACUACGUGAAGGAGUCGGGCGGGGAGGCGGUGCAGCUGACAACGCCGCCCUGCUGCUGCUGGUGCCUCUGCCUGCCGAUGGUGGUGCCCACGAAGGCCAAGCUGUGCAUCUCCCGUUACAUGGUGUGGCAGAUGCCCUUCUGGCAGGGCUCCAUUAUGCUGGUGAUGAACAUCCUGUACUACCGGGACAUCCAGCUCUACCACCAAGUGAUGUACUUCUUCAUACCCUUCAUCAUCAGCUCGAUUGUCCUGGGCGUGUGGUCCCUCCAGAUCACGGUGCGAAUGAUAACGAAGCUGCGCGGCGACUAUCAGCUGCGAAAGAAGAUGUUCUGCCUCCAGCUGGUGGUGAUGCUGUGCAAGCUGCAGUAUCUGGUGCUCUACGAUCAGCUCGAUGGCAUCAAAAUGGGCGGCGAAUAUCCUAUCAAUCACACUGUCUACAAGCAAACCAUCAUCAAUAUCUUGAUACUGGUGGAAAUGGUCUUGGUCUCCAUGAUGGUGCAGAGCGCCUACCGCACACCCAUCCAAGUGCAGAUCGAUGAGGUCAACAAGGACAAGGAAAUCACUCGCAUUUGAGAGAGGGAGUUUUACAAACGGUUACAAAACAGUAGCAACGAAUUGUGAUAAUUUCAAUAAAGAAACUGUAGUUAAAUGUAGUCGGAAAA
Molecule: messenger RNA, 1473 nt
Organism: Drosophila persimilis
Lineage: Eukaryota; Metazoa; Arthropoda; Insecta; Diptera; Drosophilidae
Product: organic solute transporter alpha-like protein
Exons: 4
Coding region: 383-1384 (333 amino acids)
Biological process (GO): transport
Molecular function (GO): transporter activity
Source: RefSeq, a predicted model, not a curated record